Messenger RNA from Gossypium raimondii (Peruvian cotton), 1401 nucleotides. Its product is annotated as ethylene-responsive transcription factor-like protein At4g13040. The transcript is spliced from 7 exons. NCBI's taxonomy places the organism in Eukaryota, Viridiplantae, Streptophyta, Magnoliopsida, Malvales, Malvaceae. Gene Ontology annotation, biological process: regulation of DNA-templated transcription. Gene Ontology annotation, molecular function: DNA binding; DNA-binding transcription factor activity. The record is from RefSeq and is a predicted model, not a curated record. Bases 450 to 1148 code for a protein of 232 amino acids.
GGGUUUUCUGCGUUUCCUGGCUAUGGGGUUGUCGCCAUUUUUGGCUUUUUCCCUUUUCCUCUUUGAAUUUUUGUGUGUUUUGGAGUUUGGGUUUUUUGUUUUGUCUUGUAUUUUCACUGCAUCUGCUUCCAUGAAAGGUGGUAGGUUGGUGGGGUUGACUUGUUUUUCCACGGAGUGAUAAUUGGGUUUUCUAUCAGCCAGACUUACUGGACAACUUUGUUAGUUUCACAUGAUGAAAGUUUUGGCUUUUACUUUAUGCAAAUUAUGAUGAAUUCAUCUCUUUUCUUCACCUAAAAAAGAAAAAAGAAAAUUAUGGCUGACUUUAUGUCACAUUGCCCCCUUAUCCGGAGGCUAGCUAGCUUUUAGAAGUGAAAACCACGUUUCAUGGAGCACAGAUAAAGGGAUAAAUGCAAAGCUAAACCAUUGGUCACUGAUUGAAGCAUUGCCAAAUGGUGAGCUUACGCAGACGCAAGCUCCUGGGACUCUGCUCUGGGACGAGUUCCUUUUUUACUCCACUUUCUAGAUUUUUCGAUAAUGGUAAUGCCCCUGGAAAUUCAAGUCAGAGUGCAAAAUUGGUCAGUGUGCAUCCCAUGCCCUCAGAUCCCAUCCACAUGAAUGGGAAAAGCAUUCCUAAGGUUGCCUCUGGAUCACCGAAUGUCUCCGGCUCCGGCUCAUCAAAAGAGCAUCAUAAUCAACCUUUUCCAGGGCAACCGAUCAAACGCAGGAAGCGACACAGGAGGAAGCAUGUUCAAAACCAAGAACCAUGUCUAAUGAGGGGUGUAUACUUCAAAAAUAUGAAAUGGCAGGCCGCAAUAAAAGUUGACAAGAAACAAAUUCACUUGGGAACAGUUGGUUCACAAGAAGAAGCUGCCCAUUUAUAUGACAGAGCGGCAUUCAUGUGUGGAAGGGAGCCGAACUUUGAACUCUCAGAGGAAGAGAAACAAGAGCUUAGGAAAUUCAAGUGGGAAGAGUUUUUGGCAUAUACUCGGCGAUCAAUUACAAAUAAAAAAUACAAGCGAAGGCUCGGGAAGGUGGAGCCACAGAAGAGAUCUGAACCUGCAAUGGAGAACAGCGAGUGGGACAACAAACAAGGAGUGAAUAGCUUCUCAGCUUCGGAAGAGUUCGGGCCGGACUCUUCAGCCUCAUAAACGGUUCGAGAGUGUUAGUGAGGCUAAACCAAUAGCUUUAGCGGUUAAAUUUAGAGUUGCAGGGUCUCUCCAUUUUUGGGUAUUUUUCUGGUAUAAAAUUAGUUGCAUCAUUAUAUCACCCUCAGGAAAUCACCAUUGUUGCUGUCCCCAUGUAUCUGCAGAUUGCAGAAAUCUGGGGAAAAAAACAUGUUUACGUUCUAGGAAGCAUUAAAAAUCUUUUAUUAGUAGUAGUUAUGCCAAUUUCCAUCCUUUA